This is a messenger RNA of Populus euphratica (Euphrates poplar), 1718 nucleotides long. Its product is annotated as retinol dehydrogenase 12-like. Bases 363 to 1475 code for a protein of 370 amino acids. Lineage: Eukaryota; Viridiplantae; Streptophyta; Magnoliopsida; Malpighiales; Salicaceae. The record is from RefSeq and is a predicted model, not a curated record. The transcript is spliced from 2 exons.
GCUAGCGAACCCACGUGCAAUAACACCAUGGACAGUCAGAAUCCAAAACAAAAACUUUAUUCAAUGGAGAUGGGGUUCAGAGAUGCAUAAUGACAGGCAAGCAUAAGCUAUUUGUGGGCUCAAGCCAGCGAGGAUUUUGUUUUUUUUAACCCCCUGGAGAGAAUCUGAAACACAACAAAACAAUGAAUGAAUGAAUAGUAAUUGUAAUCGGUCAAUGCAAACAUAUGUGAGUUUUGUGGCCAAGGGUCUGCAUCAAAUUCUCAAAAUCUACAUUAAAAAAGGAAUGGCAGGUUGUCAGCAUUGAUUUUUAGUGACCGAACCAUUUGAUAAAACUUGGAAUUACUGCAUCUGAUUGAGAAAGUAUGGAUUCCUCUCAUCGUUCUUCAUUCACUGGAAAAGUAAAACGGACACCAUGGUGGAUGAAAAGCCUCACUGGGUGGUCUUAUAUAAUUUAUGAGAUGUUAUUCCAAAAGAUGCAAGCAAGGCAUCUGAAAAAUCCAUUGCCUUUACCUCCUCUCCAUGAUGUUGCAUGUAUUGUAACUGGAUCCACGAGUGGCAUUGGACUUGAAACUGCUAGGCAAUUGGCUGUGUCUGGGGCACAUGUUGUUAUGGCUGUACGAAACCAAUCUGCAGCCUUUGAUUUGAUCAUGAAGUGGAAGGAUGAACGACCUGGAACAAGCCUGCUCAGUGUUGAGGUGAUGGAGCUGAAUCUUCUCUCCCUUGCUUCUGUUGUGAGAUUUGCUAGGGCAUGGAACUCACGCUCAAAACCUUUGCAAGUUCUUAUCAAUAAUGCUGGAAUCUUUUCCAUGGGAGAGCCGCAGAAGUUCUCAAAAGAUGGGUACGAAACACACCAGCAAGUAAAUUUUUUGGCUCCUGCGUUGCUUUCUAUACUGCUUUUGCCAUCUCUCGUUAAGGGCUCUCCCAGCCGAAUUAUUAACGUGAACUCCAUUAUGCAUUAUAUGGGCUUUGUCGACACAGAUGACAUGAAUUUUACUUUGGGGAAAGAGAAAUUCAAUAGUUCAAAGGCAUAUUCAAGUAGCAAGCUUGCACAGGUCAUGUUCAACAGUGUCUUACAGAAACGCCUGCCUCCUGAAGCUGGCAUUAGUGUGUUAUGUGUAUCUCCUGGAACUGUUCACACAAAUGUAACAAGGGACCUUCCCAAAUUGGUGCAAGUUGCUUAUAAUUUCAUACCAUUGUUUCUCUUUAGUGCCCAAGAAGGUUCAAGAAGUGCACUUUAUGCAGCUACUGCUCCUGAAAUUCCUGAAUACUGCAAGGCACUGAAGGCUGAUGAAUGGCCCACUUGUGCUUAUAUCUCACAUGAUUGUCGUCCCACACGUGCUGCCAACGAAGCACAUAACACAAGAGCUGCUAAUGAAGUAUGGGAAAAGACAAUGGAUAUGAUUGGCCUUCCUCUUGAUGCUGUAGAGAAGUUGCUCCAAGGGGAAGAAGUCAUGUGCAAGUACAAGGAUAGCUGAAGUAAGUUUCUACUCCACCUUUUGCCUGAAUUGAUUUGACAGAAACCUGCCUUCGAUUUGUCGAGGAUAUCUUAGCCAUGCAGAACUAGCAUCUCUUGCACAUAUUUCCAUUUUUGGCUAUUCUCUUCAAUUCAAAUUAAUUAUAAAAUUUAUUUCUGUUGGUUAAGUCCGAAAAUUUGUAGUAAGACACGUUAAGAGUUUAGCCAGUGGACAUCAAUGCAUGGAGCAUGGUUUUCCCUGUUG